This is a messenger RNA of Cutaneotrichosporon cavernicola, 1170 nucleotides long. RefSeq lists its product as uncharacterized. The transcript has a single exon. NCBI's taxonomy places the organism in Eukaryota, Fungi, Basidiomycota, Tremellomycetes, Trichosporonales, Trichosporonaceae. The record is from RefSeq and is a predicted model, not a curated record. Bases 1 to 1170 code for a protein of 389 amino acids.
AUGUGCGGCCUGGGACUGACUGGCGUCACCAAACUCGAGGUUGACGAAGGCGGAGGCCUCGAUGACACGAUGCCCAUUGACCCUCAGCGCGCAUCGAUGCCGCGCUCUCCCGACCCCGAAGUAGAGAUGGUGGAACUGGCGCUCCGGCCGCCACAGUCACCACGCUUCCCUCCCUCAUCCGCGGUGAACUGGACCCCGCCAGCCCAGCCUGCCACACCGCACUGGUCUCCCUUGCUUCCCGCGUCUCCAACGGCCCUACCGCCCCCACCUCGGCGCCGCCCCGUCUCCACCCAGUCGGAGUUGAUGUCCAUCCGCGAGCCAACCCCCACCCAACCGAGCUUCACUCCGCUAGUCUUCCCCGCCGAACUGGAUCUUGAUGGUGUCCAGUUACUCCGCCAUGCAUCUCUACCCCUCCCACCGCGUUCGCCGAUACUCUCACUGGACGCAAGCACGUUCUCUCAUGCCAACCCCUCCCUAUCUCUGGAGCACCGUACACUGGCGCGCCGCUCCCUCCCCGAAUCCGAGAGCACAUCGCGCACGCUCCACCUCGAGUCCAGGCCACAUGUAAGGCAAUGCGAGCUCGAACGCCGUCUCCCAGCGACAGAAUCCGGAAACCCCGGACUCGCGUCACCCAUCCGCCUCAAGUCACGGCAACCUUAUUUGAGUACAGCUCUCGAGCCAAACGAGCCAGAGACUUUACUGGCACUCGCGUCACCGAUCCACCUACACGAAACGCCAACGCCGUCGCUUGCGCUAGAACCGGAACGCCGUCGCUGUGCAGGCCUCUCCCUCUCAGCCCUGGCGCGGGUGCUGGCCCUCGUCCUCGUCCCCUUCUCGAUGUGGCUAUACUUGUGGCAGCGGGGAACGCUGUCCGCCAGCUCGUCUGUGUCGUCCCUCUCCUGUGAAGAGAGGGAGGAUUGUUCAGAUGAGUCUGAAGAAGAGGAAGAGGAGGCAACGAUCCGCUCCGCUUGGCGCGAGUCGUUGGACCUCAGCCGCUCUACCAGUAUCAGCCUCAGCACAACUCACCGAAACUCGCUCACUGUCCCUCGCGUUGGCGGUGUUGCUAUGAGCCGCGAGGCGAGUUGGGACGGGAGCGCGUAUUCUGGUGCCUUGCCCAAGCCGUCUCCCGGGCUCGUUAGGCGUACGGAAGACGGCCUACUGGUUUGGUAA